AUGGAGAAAGACAUCCGAAUCCCGGCCAUUUGCCCAUCGCGGUUGUGUCCAGAUGAGAAGGUGGAGGACCACACCUCUGCCAACCUGACGGUCCUCUUCGCGUUCCACUGCCCGGAAGAAGGGCUCAAGAAGUUACAUCAGGACCUGAUGGAGAUCUCGGAUCCCCGGCACGAGCGUUACGGCAAGUGGCUUAGCAAGCAGGAGGCAGACAGCCUGUGCGACCCGGACAAGACCGUCGUGGAGUCAUGGCUCCGCGACCACAACUUGACACCGGAGGAGUCGUGGCCCCGACACCUUCGAGUCAAACUCUCGUCAGCCCAGGCCGAGAAGCUCUUCAAGACGAGCAUCCACCGAUACAGACGAGGCAGCCGGACGGUGGUGCAGGCCGAAGACUACUUCCUCCCCCGCAAGGUGAACGAGGUCAUCUCGGCCGUCUAUGGCUUGAACGACUUGCCCCUUCGGGACACAGCUUCCCCUCCUGCACCGCCCACUUGUCAAGUUCAGGAUGCACUGCCUUUGGUGCAGUGGAUGAUGCAGCUUCUGCAGAAUUUUCCAGUCGAAGUGCAGCAGACCCUCUGUUCCUGUGUCAAGGAAGUUCUUUCGCUGUGGGAACAGCUGAGCCCGGGCGACCGGAUCGCGGUGUCGAAUCUUGCGGAUGCAUGGAAGCAGCUACAGUGGCUGAGGUCUCACUUUUCGGUUCCAGAGAGUGGUCAGCUUGAUUACUGCAUAAAGCAGUUUGCUGCUCUCGCGGUGGCUCUGAAGAAUGGGCUUGACGUCCAAACGCAAUGGGUCGACAACCAAGUGAUCGGUGGCAUUCCAAACCAACCGGCGCCCUUUACGGGCAUGAAUGUCCCGAAGCCGAGGUUCCUGGCCGGCCCGGACGUCAUCAAGCAGAUGUAUCAGGUGCCUACAGGAAACGCACCGGUGCAUGGAACGAACGCCACACAGUCCGUUUUUGUCCAGAGCGACAAUGUCACACACAAGUACUCGAUUCCGCUGACCCACUGGUACCAAAACUUCUAUGGCCAACAAGCCACAGCGGUCAGUGUCUACGGGGUUAGUUUUGAUAAUACAACAUCGCCGAACCUGGCUUCCAACGAGCCAAACCUCGACCUCCAAAUGAUGGUCGGAGUUGGGCCAAACAUCCCAACCUAUGCGCACGGAGUCCUUCAAUCUCCAGGGCAGCCACCGCCCCUCAAAACGUACUUCUCCGAUCUGCUCAAAAUGGAAGACCCACCACUAGUGAACUCAGUGAGUUAUGGCUUGAGUCCACUUCAGCGCUCAGUUGAUCACGUGCAGAUCACGGACUCAGAAACGGACUUGGCGUGCCUUGCAGCGAGAGGCAUUACCGUGGUUGCGGCCUCGGGUGAUUCUGGUGCAGGAUAUGGUUGGUUGCCGGCGCAAGGGAACGACAGUUUCCAUGCAAACAGCAACAUCACAGGCGAGUAUUUCUUCAGUAUUCCUCUUAAAGACAAGGAAACAUGCAAUUGGUAUUGUACCCUCACUCGGUACGAGAAUAUGUGGAAAAUGCCAACCAAUGUCUGUGGAGCCUGGUUGUUCGAGGAGACUACUGGGACGUGCACCAUGUUCAGCUUGGGCAUGCCGUUUGAGCGGACAACAGGUGACGGAGUUAUCGGAGGCCCAGAGAUUGUCGAUGGACCGAUGGUGCCAAUGUGGCCAGCUUCGAGUCCAUACGUGACUUCCGUGGGCUCUACGGCACCAUGGCGUAAUGGUGAGUUUCUGAACCAGUGGAAGCCAGAAAGGGCAACGAACUGGUUUGGCAGUGGCGGAGGCUUCAUGUGUCCGCCCUCCGGGGACCCCGGGUCAGAAAUAGCUUUCAGUCAUGCCAUAAAGGACCAGCGGGCAGCGGUGGAGAACUACCAGAACGGCUCCAGGGAUGUCAAGCCAUCUCCCAGCGACAAAUGCCAACACGGACGGGGUUUUCCGGAUGUGGCCGCGUUGGGCCAGAACGUUGCCGUGGCUUCCCGAAAAGAUGGGAAGUUCCGCUGCUGCGAUGCCAUGCAGGGCACGUCGGCCUCAGCUCCCAUCUUUGCCGCGAUCAUCUCGCACCUCAACGUGGAGCGCUUGGCCCGAGGGAUGCCGCCCAUGGGCUUCAUCAACCCAUGGUUGUACCAGAACUCCGAUGUCUUCGAUGAUGUGACAGAGGGUGCGAACAACAUCGGUCACACCUUCGGCUACGGUCCAAAGGAGAAGUAUGGCUACAGCACGGCCCAGGGCUGGGACCCCGUGACCGGCCUGGGCACGCCAAACUACCCGAAGUUCAGCAUCCGUCGCAGCCCUGCCGUAGCUGCCAUGUGGUCAUUGCUUGUGCUUUGCAGUUUGACCCGAGCGUACGGCCAGUGCCAGGAGACCUCCCAAUGCGGCCUGGACAAUCAGGCCUUCCUUCAGCUCCGCGAAAGCCCGGGCUCGGCCUCGACGGAGAAAGACAUCCGAAUCCCGGCCAUUUGCCCAUCGCGGUUGUGUCCAGAUGAGAAGGUGGAGGACCACACCUCUGCCAACCUGACGGUCCUCUUCGCGUUCCACUGCCCGGAAGAAGGGCCCAAGAAGUUACAUCAGGACCUGAUGGAAAUCUCGGAUCCCCAGCACGAGCGCUACGGCAAGUGGCUUAGCAAGCAGGAGGCAGACAGCCUGUGCGACCCGGACAAGACCGUCGUGGAGUCAUGGCUCCGCGACCACAACUUGACACCGGAGGAGUCGUGGCCCCGACACCUUCGGGUCAAACUCUCGUCAGCCCAGGCCGAGAAGCUCUUCAAGACGAGCAUCCACCGUUACAAGCGGGGCGACCGGACAGUGGUGCAGGCCGAAGACUACUUCCUCCCCCACAAGGUGAACGAAGUCAUCUCCGCCAUCUAUGGCUUGAGCGACUUGCCACUGCGCGAGGCAUCUUCGCCUCCUCCAGCUCCACCAGCUCCUCCGGCUCGUCCAGCUCAAGCUUCGGAGUCCCCGGAUAUCGUGCAGCAGCUACAGGAGCUUUUCGCCGUCUUUCCGAUUCCGGAACGCAUUCAAAAUGCAACUGCUGGCUGUUUGAAGUUCAUUUCGGGGCUGCUUACUACUCUCAAGGGAGAUGUCAAGAAUGGGGUAGCCGUCCAACAGCAGUGGGUCGACGGCAGAGUUCUCGGUGGCAUACCAAACCAGCCAACGUUCGACCAGGCUUUCCUAGCCGGCCCCGAUGUCGUCAAGCAGAUGUAUCAGGUACCCAAAAGCACCGCACCGGUGCAUGGAACCGAAGCCAACCAGUCAGUUUUGGUUAUCAGCAAGGAUACUGGUAUCGGCACCAACAUGUACUCGACUCUGCUGGCCCAGUGGUACCAAGAUUUCUAUGGCCAGCAAGCCACAAAUGUCCAGGUCCUUGGGAAAAGUUUUGAUGAUAUGGAGUCGCCGGACAUGGAUGUCACGGAGGCGAACGUCGACAUUCAGUUGAUGGUCGGAGUUGGGCCAAACAUCCCGACCUACGCGUACGGAGUCCUAGACUCAGGCGGCGCACUUGCAUUCAAAGAGUACUUCUCUAAGCUUGCCCACAUGGAAAACUCACCACUGGUGAUUUCAGUGAGUCAUGCAUUACAACCAAUUCCAUUUGAUGAAAAAAAUAAAGGGUACCAGCAAAUCUUGAACAUGGAGACGGACCUGGCGCUUGUUGCAGCGAGAGGUCGCACGGUGGUUGUAGCCUCAGGUGACGACGGCGCAGGGUAUGGUUAUUUGCCUGCGGAAGGGCCGGACAGUUUCUAUGCAAACAGCAACAUCACAGGCGAGUACUUUUUCACAGUUCCUGCUGAUUCCGUAGAAGAUUGCAAAGUUGUCUGUGGCUUAACCCACCGAAACACGCCCCGUUACAAUGUCUGUGGAGCUUGGUUGUUCGAGGAAGCAGCUGGGACUUGCACCAUGUUCAACAUGGGCAUGCCCUAUGAGAAGACAAAGGGUAGCGGAUUUGUUGGAGGCCCAGAGAUUGUCGCUGGACCGAUGGGACCAACCUGGCCACCUAUGAGUCCAUGGGUGACUUCCGUGGGCUCUACGGCACCGUGGCGUAAUGGCGAGUUUCUGAACCAAUGGAUGCCAGAAAGGGCAACCAACCACUUUGGCAGUGGAGGGGGCUUCAUGUGUCCGUACCCCACGGAGAAAGGGUUAGAAAUAUUCAAAAAAGCCACAAUGGACCAGCGGGCAGCGGUGGAGAACUACCAGAAAGGUUCCAAUCAUGUCAAGCCAUCCCCCAGCGACAAAUGCCAGAAAGGAAGGGGUUUUCCGGAUGUGGCCUCAUUGGGCACGAACCUUGCUGCGGCUACCCGAAAAGCUGGCAAGUUCCGCUGCUGUAACCCCGUAUCGGGCACGUCAGCCUCAGCUCCCAUCUUUGCUGCGAUCAUUUCGCACCUCAACGUGGAGCGCUUGGCCCGAGGGAUGCCGCCCAUGGGCUUCAUCAACCAAUGGUUGUACCAGAACUCCGAUGUGUUCAAUGACGUGACAGAGGGUGCGAACAACAUCGGUAGAGUCUUCACCUAUGGUGCGCAGGAGAAGUAUGGCUACAGCGCGGCCCAGGGCUGGGACCCCGUGACCGGCCUGGGCACGCCAAACUACCCGAAGAUGCUACAACGUGCGAUCGGCUCGACCCCGAAGCCAACUGUGGUCACGACCACCACCGCUCCACCACCGCCCGAUCAUAAGAGGAGCUGCUCGCAGACUCGCCGUGUAGCGCAUGGCAUUUCUCUCACUGCGGCUUGA
Symbiodinium sp. CCMP2592 is the source of this 4731-nucleotide messenger RNA. The record is from the annotation of a GenBank genome assembly. NCBI's taxonomy places the organism in Eukaryota, Dinophyceae, Suessiales, Symbiodiniaceae.